CUCUACAACCACGGUGUCGCGCGUAGGGCGAGGCACACGUUCCGCCGCAGAACAACGAAGCAGUCAACAUUUUGAUACUGGUCCUUCGCCCGUUGCCCGCACGCGAUCGAUCCCGCCCACCCUCGUUGAUCCAGCCAGCCAGCCAGCCAGCCAGCAGCAGCCUGCUCUAGCUCAAUUAGUGCUGCUUCUUGCUCAUAUGCCCGGUGUUCUCCCAGCGAUAACGAAGCAGCAUGCCGUCACCUGAAGACCGCAGAGCGCGAAAGCCCAGUCUGCGCCAUCGCCAAUCCUCCACCCUCCACUACUCCACCUUUCCCACUGCUCCUCCGCGGAACGCUGGACGACCUCCGCCCAAAGACAUGAAGAGCAAUGGCGCCGCACAACCUCCUCCUCCGAACGACAGACACGAUUCCUACGAGUCCGAUGCCGAACAUGAGACCCCGCUUCCAAAGGGUCAGCUCGCCGUGUUGGCGGUAAUAGCGCUGGCAGAGCAGACGGCGUUGAAUAGUAUCUCGCCAUAUCUGCCUGAGAUGGCUUCCACCUUUCCCGAAGUCGAUCCUGCCGAUAUUGGCAUGUACGUGGGGUUAAUCGCAUCUGCGUUUGCUCUGGCGCAAUUCGCGACGAAUUUCAUGUGGGGUUGGUUGUCAGACAGGAUCGGGCGCAAACCAAUAGUCUUGACGGGGACGUUGUUCACGGCAGUUUGCUUUGUCGCAUUUGGGUUCUCUCGACGAUUAUGGCAUGCUGUGCUCAUCCAGGCACUGAUGGGGUUGGUGAACGGGAAUCAGGGCGUCAUCAGUACAUGCCUGGGCGAGAUCACGGAUCGCUCGAAUCAAAGUCGCGCCUUCACGUACUUGCCAGUGAUAUACGGCAUCGGAGGCAUAACUGGACCCUUGAUUGGAGGACUACUGGUCAUGAAAGAGCAUCCCUUGAAACCGGGCCAGCCGAACCCGUAUCCUUUCUUGCUUCCGAACCUGUUUUCCGCCGGUGUUCUGCUCAUAGACUUCGUCGUGACUGCGAUCUUCCUCGAGGAGUCUUUGGACACGGCGGACGAGCUACCACCAUUGAGCAAGAGGUUUGGCAGUCUCUUUGCCAGACUAUGGCAAUUCACCAGCUCUUCAAAGCCAACAUAUUUGACUCGAUCAGCCAAGCGGUCCGAACGGCACGCGUAUGGUACAAUACGACAGAAUGAUAGCACUAACCAGGACGAUCACGACGAGAUUGACGAGGACGAUGAUAACGAUAAUGAAGAAGACGAGAACACCACGCUAUUCCACAGCAACCACGAAGAACUGGAUCGCAAAGACGUGUUCAACCGUGAUACAAUACUGCUACUUGCUUCGUAUCUCAUCUUUCAGCUCAGCAACGUCAGCUUCAACUCACUCUAUCCAAUCUUCUCCGAGGGACGUCCGCCUACAGGACGCAAUCUUGUACCCAAAGAAAUUGGCACCAGUCUCGCAUUCGCUGGUCUCAUCACCAUUGUCUUCCAGGUUGGCAUUUUCGGCACACUUCGCGAGAAAGUGGGAAACAAAGUCACCUAUCGUUGCGGACUGGCUGGAUUCGUGCUCGCUUUCGUCCUCAUGCCAUGGGUCGGAUACAAAGAUGGCAAAGACGGCACGCAUGAGCCCACGCAAGCGGGGAAGAUUUGGCUAUGGGUAGAAUUGGGAGCUGUGCUUCUCAUCAAGACUGUCGCAGCUGUGGGAGGCCUGACGAGUGCCCUUCUACUGAUCACCAAUAGCGCGCCUUCUCAUGCCGUGCUUGGGACGUUGAACGGGCUGGCCCAGACUUUAAGUGCAGGUGGACGAGCGCUUGGACCUUUCAUUAGUGGGUCUUUGUUCACUGCCGCCACACAUGUACGGCCUAAAGGCGAAGCUAUGGCUUUCGGCAUCUUUGGCGGGAUUUCUUUCAUUGGGGUUUUGAUGAGUUGGGGGAUACGGAGUGCAAGUCUAGAAGCAGAUGGAUGGGACGAAAGUACUACUGACGAGGAAGAUGGAGGGAGUGACGAGGAUGAGGAUGAGGCUGCAUCUUCCCCGCAAAGGAGGCGAUAGUACAACAGUGGGUUUGCUUCACCAUUGGUCAUGGGGCACUUGGUGGUAGACGAGCGUCAAUGUCGCUUGCAUUUUAGCGAGGAGUUAUUGUCUAUUCUUGUUGGUUCGUGUGGAGUUGGGAGGAGCUGGGCUCGCAUUUUACGCUGUACAGUAUCCAGUCGGUGGCACAGUCGGAUUCUGCAUGUGUCGGCGAUGGCAGGGC
Molecule: messenger RNA, 2244 nt
Organism: Cercospora beticola
Lineage: Eukaryota; Fungi; Ascomycota; Dothideomycetes; Mycosphaerellales; Mycosphaerellaceae
Product: MFS transporter
Biological process (GO): transmembrane transport
Molecular function (GO): transmembrane transporter activity
Source: RefSeq, a predicted model, not a curated record